Messenger RNA from Bombyx mandarina (wild silkworm), 327 nucleotides. RefSeq lists its product as uncharacterized. NCBI's taxonomy places the organism in Eukaryota, Metazoa, Arthropoda, Insecta, Lepidoptera, Bombycidae. The record is from RefSeq and is a predicted model, not a curated record.
AUGCUAGUCAAGAAAGAACCAGAAGAGCUAAUGGCCCAAACAGUUGUUCUAUACGGGAGCAUACUCUUACUCUUAGUUUAUCUAAUGAAGUUCUUGAAAAAUGUGGCUAUGCGGAGUUAUGGAGUGCCGGAUUCUAGACGAGAACCAGCAUGUGAACCCGCGACAUGUCCUCACGUCACGAGCAGACACGCGCGAGAGGAACGUAACACCGAAGAGAGGAAUGAAAGGAAACCCAAACGUCAGAGAAGAAGACGACAUCAUAAACAUUCUAUAGAUGCAUGGCCUCAUUUGGAGCCUUGCCAUAGCCAGGAUGAUUACUAUGACUGA